This is a messenger RNA of Trematomus bernacchii (emerald rockcod), 2066 nucleotides long. It is a transcript of the gene cbln11, whose product is annotated as cerebellin 11. Gene Ontology annotation, molecular function: protein binding. Lineage: Eukaryota; Metazoa; Chordata; Actinopteri; Perciformes; Nototheniidae. The coding region runs from base 23 to 919 and encodes 298 amino acids. The record is from RefSeq and is a predicted model, not a curated record. The transcript has 2 exons.
CAAGUGCUUUUCAGGCUGAACAAUGGAGAGACUGUCAGUGACCAUGGUUGUGUGGUUGCUUGCUGCAUCACAAUGCCAGGCUGGAGGAAUUGACAAUCUGAACCAGGAGGCGAACAAUGAAAUCCAUGCAAACAACCGGGUAGAGACGGAUUCUCUCCAGAUUUUAAACCAAGGGCUAGAAGCACCAGUCAUAUUGACCACAAACUCAACAGAAACGCUGCCAAGCUGUGAGCGACCCAUCUACACGGUGCUGAAGGAGCUGGGGGCUCUGGAAGAAAAGCUUGCGGCUACUGUGCGAACCCUGGAGGAAACAAACAAAAAGCUGGAGGCCAGCGAGAAGAAGCUGUCUGCUCUCGACAGCAGGGUGACUGAACUAAGUACAGUGGAUCAAGGAAGGCCUCGGGUUGCAUUUUCAGCUGCACUUCCAGUAGAUGGCACCAUUGGUCCUUUGAAUGUCCUUUACACUCUGGUGUACAAACGUGUUCUUUCAAACAUUGGAGAACGUUACAGCCCAGUCUCAGGUCAGUAUUCAAUGUCCUACAAUUUCACUCUUUCAACUUACAAUCACACCACCUAUGGAAGAAUUGCAGGUUUGAUACACAAACUUUUGUUUUUUUCUUCUCUCUCUUUCUCUACAGGUUAUUUUACAGCAACGGUGCAAGGAGUGUAUUAUUUCACCUUCACUUCCUUCUGUUGGGCUGGUAAUGAAGACUGUGGUAGCAGUUUGUUCCUAAACGAAAACCAAGUAGUGUCAUGGUAUGGUUCAGAUGAUCAUAACCCCCAAUCCGGCUCUAACAGUGCUGUUUUGCAGCUGCAAGUUGGAGACAACGUGAGUGUUCGUGUCUGGCACAAUAGGAGGAUAAGUGAUAAUGUCAAUAAGUACUGCUCCUUCAGUGGAUUUUGGCUUUUCCCUUUGUAAAAUAAAAUAAUUGAUCAGUCGGUUUUUGAUCAGAUCAAACGAUCAUAAGGUUAAAAAAAAGGCUGUGACUUUAGCUUCAAACACUUGACGUUGUUUGUUAGUUAAAAAUGAGAAUACAAUAGUUUUUUCUGUGUUGGAACACAAUGGAAUUGAUAAGACUUGCAUUUGUAUAAUUUCAUGAAUUAAAAAAAAAAGCUUUUUAACUGUUUGAAUAUUUGUUUUGAAAGAUAUGUCAUGUUAAAAUGGUUAUAUUCUGUACUCGUUCAUGAUUUCUAAAUGACACGAUUGCCAAUAUGUCUCGAUACCUUUGAAUCAUAAUGUACAACAUAAAUCAUUAUAUCAUAUUUUUUUAUUUUCAUUGUUGAGGAUGGUGCACUGCCUCUCAAAUGUACAAUUAAAGUGCAUUUAUUGGAAAAACAUUGAAAAUAAAUCAAUUUUUUCUUGUUACAAAUGUAAUGUAUAUUAAUGGCACUGUUAAUGAACACACAGAUGCUCCUUCAUUUUGCUCAUGUAUUCACUUCAAGGAAAGGAAAGAAAAUACAUUUAUAAUGCCAUCUUUAAAAAACUUCAUUGUGCAAUCAAAGAAAAUAUGAUUAAAAAAAAAUGCAGUGACCUUGACUGGCUGCUUGUUUUAUGUAUAGACAGAGUCUGAUUCUUACAUAUAUUGUUUGAAUAGGUGUCUGAUAUACAGUAAAUAUAAUAUGCAUAAUGUUGAACCGGUUACCUUAACUAAAUACAUAAUGUUUAAAGGCAAUUUAAAAAGGAAACAAAACCAAAAUAAAUACUUCUAAAAUGCUGUAUUAAACGUUAAAAUGAAAUAAAUGAAAGUAUAAUAACCCUUAAAAUAACAAUCUUUGCAUGAUUGAAGUUAUUGCAUACCAAAAAAUUGAAGUAGAAUCACACUAGCAUCACAUUUUACUGUAUGGCACAUACAGUGUUCAGCUUUGGAAGAUAUUCGGUUUAAUUAAAGGAUCUCCAAAAUGAAAGUAUAAUUUCAAGUGUUAAAGCUUUGUCCUUCAAUACAAUGCUGUUGAAUACACAUGGAGGAUGUGUUAAAUGGCAUCUCUUCUAUUUGUCACAACAUCUGAUUGUUUUACGGUUAUUUAAAAGUGCUUCUGAGAUACAUCUCUAUUCCAAAUCAGCUCAC